Messenger RNA from Mesorhabditis spiculigera, 1548 nucleotides. Lineage: Eukaryota; Metazoa; Nematoda; Chromadorea; Rhabditida; Rhabditidae. The record is from the annotation of a GenBank genome assembly.
AUGCCGCGGCUACUACUUACCUUCCCUCAGCUGCUAGCCACUUUCGCACUUUUUAAUGGAGUGGCAUCCAUCCCUCGCCGUGGUGUCGAACCCUGGUCCCUGAUGCUAUGCAAAUUUAACGACACCGACUUUGAGCCAAGGACGGCCGGCUGGUUCCGCGAGUGGCUGAUCGGGGCCGAGAAUCCGGGCAACAUUGAAAACUACUUUGCGACCGUGUCAAAUGGUAUCUACACAAUAUCCGGGAGUAAUGUGACGGAAUGGGUAAAGAUGCCGUGGACAAGGGCUGGUGUACUACGCGCCGCAAGCCUCGACCCUUCGCUACAGACGCCUCAGGAACGACCGUUUGCGUUGUACGACAAGGCUAAAGAGCUGUGCAUCCAGCACAUCUGGGAGAGCCGACAGCUUGGCGCACAUCGGCAGAAGAUUACCGUCAUCAACAGGGAGCAGACGGCAAUAUAUGGAAGGAAAAACGGUGUACUGUUGACACCAAAUUUAAUCUUUUCAUCGGUGUUAGCGCACGAGAUGGUGCACUCGAUGAAUAUCGGGCAUUCGUAUAGCGAUAGAUUGGUGCAGGUAUUCCCCUACGCUUCCAUAGGCGAAUACGACGAUAAAUACGACUUGAUGUCGACGGCCAACGCCCAUAUGAGACCCUCAACUUAUGGACUGGCAGGCCCCGGACUCAACGGACCGCACCUCGACUAUCUUGGAUGGUUGCCGAUGAACAGGGUGGUGUACUUUGGAAGAGACGGCCGCCAAAACUACACACUACGCCUCUCCUCUCUCUCGCUCCCCCAUAAAAAGACAAACGGAUGGCUGCUGAUUUUGAACGUGUACACGGUGGAAUUUCGAACCCCGGAUGGGCAUGACAAGGGAAUUGGGCAGCCGGGCGUCCUGAUCCACCGUAUCCAACGUGACGGCCCCCACUACUAUAGCCAGCUGAUCACGCACGCCGAGCACGAGUUCAACGAGAUGACCCAGGGCACCGAAUGGGUCAAAUUUUUGCAGGUCGAAGAAGCCGGCGGUUUUCAACAUCUGCGCAUCCGUGUCGAUCGCAUUAAUCGAAGGGCCAAUUUCGCAGAUGUGAAAGUGAUCUCCACCUUUAGACCGAACAUCUGCCUGGCUGGGGAGCAGACAAAAAAGUUGUCGCCGGAGGACCCGUUGAACAAGAAAAAAUUGCCUCAUGUAUGCAUCUUUCCGAAUCGUUCCGUCUACCCCAAAGAUUUGGAGCGCCAAGAGGGACGGGCAAAGUUCUUUGAGCGCCGAAAAAGUUACGGUCAAAACGCGUGCAUCGACGGGUAUGAAUGGAGAGCCAUCGACGCCUAUGACUACGUUUGCGUGAUGUCGGAACGGGCCCGGCAGGUCCAAGUCAAAACCAGCACCGAACUCCUUGAUGGCGACUGUAAUAAUGGGACAGUUACGCGCUCUGCUUUCCCGGGCGAUUCCCUCUGCGUGGAUGUCGAAGAAAAGUGGCGUAUCGACGCGGAAAAUGCGGAAAAUUUGCAACACCUCAAGAACCCCCAAUUUUUUAACGGGGCAGAUAGCUUGAAU